CUGUCAGAGUUCAUAGGACCAGUAUUAGCAGCCAUUUCCUACCCAACAGAGCUUUCCUGUGUUUCGUGGUGAAAAUUAUCCGAUAAAUAGCGAUAGUGUGAUAAUUGAUAAGCCUUAUUUUGUAACCAAAACUCCUGUGUGAUCCGCAGUCACAGUUGUGUUAGAUCCAUCAUUUCUUUCCCUCGAAUGGUCACGCUUGAAAUUUGAAGCACCCUUUUUUGAAAUCAAUAAUUGAAACGAGUGAAUAAUAGAAGCAAUAACAUUGACGGCUCUGGCGAAAGGAGGAAGGAAAUGAACGGCUUCAGUGCGCUAGGGAUGUUCUACUUCGCCGUUGCUGCGAUUCUGCACUUGAGGGGGAUCGUUGUCGGCCAAAGCGUGAAUGAUGGCUUUCCGGUGUCGCACUCGAUCGCCAAGCGAAUGGAUCUGGAGACAUGCCUCAUACGCUUCGAUGUCCAUUUGAACACGAUCAUACGGACGGAGGAAUCACGCUCGAUGGGUGCCAAAUUCCUUGACGACGCUGACGUCAGCUCGAGAGAGCAGUGCUUGCGGUUGUGCUGUGAAACGGAGAACUGCGAUGUGUUCGUGUUCGAAGAGAAGAACCAAGGAACCUGUUUUCUCUUCCAAUGCGGACCUCCAACGGAUUUCCAUUGCAAAUUUACGCAUCACGCCAACUACACAAGCGCUGUGUUGAAGAUUCCAUCCGUAGAGCAGCCAUCACCUCCGCUAGUUUCACAGAUUCACUCACUCGCACAACCGCCACCAGCGCCCGUAAUGCUACCUAAACUUUCCCAGCAUGAGUUGGAACUAGUAAACCUGAAAGUUCCAAAACCACCGUCAAGAAACGAUCAAACAACAUCGACCUUGCUCCCACCUCUCGGUGUUCAACUGGGACAACUACCGACUACAACAACACCAAAGUCCACAACCGCAAUCCAAUGUGGUCACUACGAAUUUCCAUGCCACUCCGGCGAAUGCAUUGCCGUCUACAACGCUUGUGAUGGAAUUCCCCAGUGUGCAGAUGGCAGCGACGAAGGCAUAGAAUGCCGAAGACCAGCGCCUGUAAAACCCUUCAAACCAAAUCCCAUUCCUCAACAGCAGCAACAACAAUUGAUAAACGGCGGUCACGUGAACCAGCUUCCUCCCCCGAAACCUAUGAUGCCACAGAUGUUUCAAACAACGUUGCAACAGCAACAGAUGAGAGUGCUUCAGCAACAGCAGCAGCAACAACAGGAUCAAUUGAAGAUGAACCAUCAAAUACCACACAACCGAGAGGAUCCGAUGACGGCGCCGAAGAGUUGGCCAAGACCCAUGAACGAUGCACAAGCAGCCUAUAUUGACUCUCCCGACAGCCACAUUUUCAAUCACAAGGGAGGACUGCAGUUAACGGCGAACAACAUCGCUCCACCGCAGUAUCAAGAUACUAUUCCGGAUACAAAUUAUAUUCCAAAUAUUCCUCGCAACAACCCGUACGUACCUCUUUCGAGCAACUACCAACCAGGUCCACCCCAGUGGACCGACCCACGAUUAUCUCCACCCCAGCGUCCAAUGUGGUCCCAACCUCAGUUGCCCCAGGAGCAAUACGUUCAGCCACCACCACAACACCAACCCGAUUCGAUUCAGCCCCAAAUUCAACCCUCUCAAAUCAUCAAUCCCCAGCCAUCCACGGUCCAGCAACAACAACAGCCACAGCUUCCACCGAUGGCCCCGCCGAAUGCCACAGGUGACCAAAGCAAACAAACGUCGAACUCUGCCGAUAGCCCAAAGAAAUCCGCCAAACCGCCCCAAUCUUCCGAAGAGUACGACUCAUACGACGACCAGUAUCAGGAGACCAAAACCUCGGGCGAAGACCACGAAGAGGAGGAAAAAACAGCUGUUGUGGAAAAACCGGAACAACUCCCGAAGAAAAAACAACACAAACACCACAAGCAGCAUUCGGACCAACAACAACAACAACAGCAGCAGCAUGAACACCAAGGAGAAGAACAUAGGAAAAAGAAUAAAUCGAAAUCCGCCAAAAAGGACAAACCAGUGGGAGGACACGGCGGAGAGGAACACGGUGCGCCCGCAGUGCACGAGCAUCUCAAGCUGCUGCGGAACGAUUUGGAGAUCGAGUUCGCGGAUCACGACGGGCAGGCCGAGCGGCCCGGAGGUGCCGUGCUGUCACUGACUUUGGGAGCAAUUAUUACCGCUGCGUUGGCCAUCCUCAUUGGCUGCCGGAUGAAGGUAGCACGAAGGAGAAUCAGGCGGCCUGGAAAGUCAUCCUAUGCCCACGAUGCGGACUUCCUCGUGAAUGGGAUGUAUCUUUAAAAGACGGAAAAAAGGAAAUUGUAGUAUUAGGUUCGGUUGACUUUUUUUUCAAUAAUUGAUCUAGGUUGUAACUGGGCCGGCAUCAUUUUCUAUCACACGCAACAGGGAUAUUGUUUCGAAACAACAGUCAGAAUUGUGAAAACGCUUUAUCGUGAAUAAAGUAGAUACUAGAAAAAU
This is a messenger RNA of Toxorhynchites rutilus septentrionalis, 2484 nucleotides long. RefSeq names its product bromodomain-containing protein 4. The transcript is spliced from 7 exons. The record is from RefSeq and is a predicted model, not a curated record. Lineage: Eukaryota; Metazoa; Arthropoda; Insecta; Diptera; Culicidae. Gene Ontology annotation, molecular function: protein binding. The coding region runs from base 292 to 2307 and encodes 671 amino acids.